UUGGUAGCAAACCGGAGUGAAAAGGAGCAAGAAUUUUUUGCUCCGGAGCAACAGGGAGUAACUUCCGUGUACUGGAACAAACCUACAUUGUCAAAACGCUUGGAUCGUCAAAGAGAAACAAAAAAACGACACACAUUGUCAAAACGCUUGGAACUAAGUGCAAGAAAAAACUUUCUGUCGAAAUCGUGUUAAACAGGAAAAGAAAACGAGUGGAAAUUGUUUCUUCGCAUUUUUAUUGCAUUUGUAAUUUGCUGGAAAACUACUAGUUAGUGAAAGUGUCGUCCUGAAACUGCAUUAAUCUAUUACGUUGUAUAGUACGCAGUUAGGUACUUGUUUUCACGGUAUUUGGAAAAAAAUUACUGAUUGCAGGAUCCAGGUGUUCCGCUGACAAGUGAAAAAAUGGAAGCUCUCAUACCGGUGGUGAACAAGCUCCAGGAUGUGUUCAAUACGGUUGGCUCGGAUGCCAUUCAACUGCCACAGAUCGUUGUUCUUGGCAGUCAGAGUUCCGGCAAAAGUUCUGUCAUUGAAAGCCUUGUGGGAAGAACGUUUUUGCCUCGGGGAACCGGAAUUGUAACCCGUCGGCCAUUGAUUCUGCAGCUGGUUUACACUCCACUGGAUGACCGAGAGCAUCGUUCGGCGGAUACGGGGACAGUCAGCGUUGAAGAAUGGGGUCGUUUCCUGCAUAUCAAAAACAAGGUCUUCACCGACUUCGACGACAUCCGUAAUGAGAUUGAAAAUGAGACGGACCGUAUGGCGGGAAGUAACAAGGGAAUAUGUCCGGAGCCGAUAAAUCUGAAGAUUUAUUCAACAAAGGUGGUCAAUUUGACGCUGGUUGAUUUGCCGGGAAUCACAAAGGUUCCAGUUGGGGAUCAACCUGAAGAUAUCGAAUCGCAGAUCAAGGACUUACUGGUUCAGUACAUCGAGAAUCCCAACUCGAUUAUUUUAGCGGUGACGGCGGCCAACACGGAUAUGGCAACCAGCGAGUCCCUUAAAAUGGCCAAAGAAGUGGACCCCGAUGGUCGGAGAACGUUGGCCGUGUUAACGAAGCUUGAUUUGAUGGAUGCCGGUACUGACGCAAUUGAUAUUCUUUGCGGUCGAGUUAUUCCGGUAAAGUUGGGCAUCAUCGGAGUGGUCAAUCGAUCUCAACAGGCUAUUAAUGAUAAAAAGGCGAUUGAAGAGCAACUUCGGGAUGAGGCAGCUUAUCUACAAAGAAAGUAUCCUACGCUGGCAACCCGCAAUGGAACACCGUAUCUUGCGAAAACGUUGAAUCGUCUAUUGAUGCAUCAUAUACGCGACUGUCUGCCAGAUCUGAAAACACGUGUGAACGUGAUGGCUUCACAGUUUCAAUCGUUGUUGAACUCCUAUGGAGAAGAUGUGACCGAUAAGAGCCAGUGUUUGCUGCAAAUCAUUACUAAAUUCGCUUCCGCGUACUGUUCCACAAUUGAAGGAACCUCGCGGAAUAUUGAAACUACUGAGCUGUGUGGAGGAGCACGAAUUUGUUAUAUUUUCCACGAAACAUUUGGAAAAACACUAGACUCAAUCCAUCCCCUGACGGGAUUGACAAAAAUGGACAUUCUUACUGCGAUCCGUAAUGCAACGGGACCACGGCCCGCUCUCUUUGUACCGGAAGUCAGCUUCGAGUUGCUCGUGAAGCGUCAAAUCCGAAGACUCGAAGAACCAUCGCUUCGAUGUGUAGAACUUAUUCAUGAAGAAAUGCAGCGUAUUAUUCAGCAUUGUGGUACCGAAGUACAACAAGAAAUGCUUCGAUUUCCUAAGUUGCACGAAAAAAUUGUUGAUGUGGUCACCCAGUUACUCCGACGCCGUCUGCCGACCACAAACUCAAUGGUUGAGCAUCUCGUUCAGAUCGAACUGGCUUACAUUAACACUAAGCAUCCUGAUUUUCACAAAGAUGCCGCAUUGGUUCCCAGUCUAUUGAAAGCCGAUUUGCAGGAUCAGUGGGCACAUCUGCAUCAAACUGGAAACCCACCGAGCCGUCGAGCCCGGCCUGCCCCACAACCGAUCGCUCCUGUUCAGCAGAAUGCGGAACCGAUCGAGACUAAUCACGUCAGCGAACAAGCAUCCAGCUGGUUGUCUAAUAUUCUACCGCCACCUACCGGACAUACCCCACCAGGAAUCCCCGGAAUGCUGCAUUCGGAGAGUGCAGAAUCCUCUUCUACAAACACUCCAACCCACGGAGUGUUAAGUCCGUCGAAACCAGUCAAUCUGCUCCCUGAUGUUCCGAUCAACCAUUCGUCCCGAAAACUGACCGAUAAGGAGCAGAAGGAUUGUGAUGUUAUUGAACGUCUUAUCAAAUCCUAUUUCUACAUCGUGCGUAAGUCCAUCCAGGACUCGGUACCAAAGGCCAUAAUGCACUUCCUUGUUAAUUUUGUCAAGGACAACCUGCAGUCAGAGCUGGUAACGCAUCUAUAUAAAUCGGAUUCGGCCAACGAGCUGCUGAACGAGUCGGAUCACAUCUCGAUCCGUCGUAAGGAGGCCAGCGAUAUGCUUAAGGCACUGACACGCGCCAACCAUAUUAUUAGCGAAAUUCGUGAAACGCACAUGUGGUAAAGCAGGAGGCAAGUAGUCACGCAUGAAAAACUCGACUGUAAAUUGUGGAAAGGCACACAAAUACAUGAUCAUGCAUUGUGAACCCUUACUUUACUUCUUAUUCAUGUAGAUGUUAUUCAGAAGUGAUUAGGCUUUUACAUUUGACCCCUUCCUGGUCUCUGUUCAUCAGUUCUUUCCCCUUUGGAGUGAACUCUGUGUCCACUACCAGUAACAUUAACGAAAUGCAUUCAUAUUGUGCUUUUUAAUAGUGAGCCAUGAACUAGAACUGUUGUUACGAAUUAUACAUUAAAAUAACUUUGUUGCUGUGAAUCACUGUUCAUACUUACACCGAGAGAUUUGAAUCAGCUGUCUAUUAUUGAUGCUUUUGUUUCAAACAGAUGAGCAGCAGUCUUGACUGUUGAAAGAAAGACACAAAUGUAAAACAAAAACACAUGUCAUCUAGUCCUCUUAUCCAACGAUAUUAAUUCUAUUACUUCAACCUUAGUUGCUCAAAUAUAUUUUCGUAGACAUCCCAACAUUUUGCCAAAGAAAUGCUGCAACUCGAAAAAAUAAUGCGGCUGGCUUCUCUCAAAUGUAUGUACACUGAAGUAACGAGACUUAAACUAUUUAUACUAUCAUCUUAAAAUUCUUAACCCUUUAUAAAACCCUUCUGUAAGAUUUCAUAUUUGAUUACAUCAAAAUGAAAAAAAACGUCGAUUUAACAUGUUACGUUAUCUAGUUGAAAAAUUAACAUGUUUUUGUUCUACCAUAGACAGUUGAAUAUUUAAGUUUGGAGAUAUUGAGAGGAACCGAGGUACUGAAAUAAGUCCAUAGUUUGGAAAGUUAACUGUCAGAUAUUACAGAACCUCGAAAAUUUUUCCACCAGUCUCCCGUGAAUGUUCAGAAAUGCAUUGCUGAAAGAAAUAUAAAAUACUUGCAAAAGCUAUUGUUACAAUACAGAGUGAAGACGAUAGUUUAAUAAGUGCUAAAUUAUCAACACCGCGAGACAUCCUGCGAAAUUUCCGUAGAAUAAAUUAAUAAAAUUAUGUCGUAUUA
Topomyia yanbarensis is the source of this 3603-nucleotide messenger RNA. RefSeq names its product dynamin-1-like protein (gene Drp1). The transcript has 4 exons. The record is from RefSeq and is a predicted model, not a curated record. NCBI's taxonomy places the organism in Eukaryota, Metazoa, Arthropoda, Insecta, Diptera, Culicidae. Gene Ontology annotation, cellular component: cytoplasm; mitochondrion; membrane. Bases 400 to 2568 code for a protein of 722 amino acids. Gene Ontology annotation, biological process: mitochondrial fission. Gene Ontology annotation, molecular function: microtubule binding; GTP binding; GTPase activity.